AAACUCAUUUAAUAAGCGAUUGAGAGUUGAUAGGGAAGUUUUAACCUUCUUUUAAAUCUACAUAAAGAAGGAGAGAUCAAAGUUGGCCGAAUCUGCUCAGACAAACAUUCAUAAUAAGCAGAAAUCUUUCGUCAAAAAAUUUGUUAAUUAUUUCUAAACCCUAAUACGUAUGGCUUGUACAAAUGUAACCAACAAGAACCAAUAUGCCUUUGAUAAUUUAAAAUUAACGGUUGAAUUUUUCCUACUUUUGGUAAUUUGUAUAGUUUAUACUGCCGGCCCUCAAUUUGUACUGAUCAUAGCCUCUUAAAGUUGUCUAUUAUGCUAGUAUGUGCUUUCUAUUCUAUAUAUUUCAUGUGGCAGUACUGUGAUUAUUAUUAUUAUUUUGGUAAUUAUGGGCCUCAAUGGUAACUAAUAAAAAACGCCUCAAAUACCUGAAAAUGUGGACUAAUAAUUUAAUAAUGCUUAGAGCAUCUCCAGCCGAACGUCAAAUUUUCCGCCAUUUACUUGUGGGUGAACAGUGCGACGCCAAUAUUGGCGUGGCACUGUUCACCUACGCUAUUUUGCUCUCUCAACCGGAAAAACACGCGAAAAGGAGAAUGAUCGUUACCUUCGCAAAAGCACAUAAAAUAGCGUUCGAUUGGAGCAGCACCAUGGCAUUUUGGAGUUUUGCUGUUUUUUGCCGUGAAAAAUGGAGUUCUCCGUUGGAGAUGCCCUUAUCCAUUGUAGUCAAGAUUUUGUGUGCAAUCAUAAGUUAAAUAUCUAUCAUUCAACUUCUACAUUUUAUUAGAUUGGUCCUCUUCCAUUUUCAUAAAGUUUUAAAAAGAUAUAAUAGCUCCAUUUUAUUAGCUUGGUCCUCAACCACCUAUUAAAAAUAAAUAAAUUUAUUGUUAUUUUUUUUUAAGCUGUGGGGUAUACAUAGGGCAAAUGAAAGAAACAUUAAUAAGGCUUAUUAUUCAUGAUUGGCCGGCAGAAAUUGAACACGGCAUCGAGUCAAAUAAUAAUUUCAAGGCCAUCGUUUAGAUUCUAGAAAUAUCCUAACAAAGAGAAGACAGCCUUCAUUUGUUAACAAUUUGUUUCUCUGUUAUGCAGGCAUUAGAUCACCACUUUGACUCUCUCUUGAGGAAGCAAUCAAUUUAUAAACAACGUGAAGGUUUGACAAAAUUGUCUAAGAAAAGAGAAGAAGAUGAUGAAAUUGAUGAAUCCAGCACAAGGAGAUUGAUUUCUGUAUUGGCUGAGAUGGGCUGUGGCUCUUCCAAAACCUUAAUAAAGUCAGUAAGCACCAGAGAAGAAUUUCACACACCUUUACAGAAGAAAACAAGCGGGCAUGAAGAAACAUUAGUCUCCAAGAAUGGAACAGAACACCAAUUUAUAACUAUUCUCUGCACCUCCAACAGUCCAGCCAAACAGCUUUAUGAAGAGGAAUCCUCAAAGCAAUCAUCUCCCACAUGCAAUAAUGCAUCACCAACCAAAAGCUUCAAUUUGAUGGCGCCGAUAAUCGAAGCUGGGGAAUCUGAGAAUAACAUAGAGAUUAUCAAUUCAUGGGAGUUACUGGCUGGUUUAGAGGAUGACGAUGAAGUUGAAGAACAAAGAAAAACAGACUGUUCGAUGAGCUUGAAUUCAAUCAAACAGUCUUCUGAAAGUUCAAAGGAUGGUGGAGAAGGUGAGAAGGGAUUGAAGAGAAAGAUGAUGGCCACCGAGCUUGUGGCUUUGAAAGUCCCAGCAUUCGAGUUUGCGAGGACAGGGAGCUUGAGAGACUGGCUGAUGCAGGGAGGGCAAGUGAUGCCUAAUGGAUCACAUGUGACACCUAAGUUUGGAAGUUUUGAACAUCCAACAGCAGGUGGAACUAGUGAAAGUUUUGAGGAGAAUGUAUUUGAUCCAGCUCUAGUUGCUCAGCUUGAGCAAGCAAUGGAAGAUCUAACAGUAGAGGAGGAGCAGAUUUUGAACCAAAUUGUAGAGAAAUGGGAAGGCAGUGUGAUGUCUUCUGAGAGUUGGAAGUGAUGGUAGAUAGAAGGAAGAUUAGCAAUUAACUUCAGGUUCUGUUAAGAUUCAUGUGAGAAUGGAGAUUAGCUCUAUAUCGAAGUUGAAAUAAAAAUAAAGAUUCUAAUAUAAUACUAAUACCUUUAACCUAGAAGGUUACAAUUUUGAAUCGAUGAAUGUAAAUUGACAAGAAUGCUAAGCUUAAUUUAGGUUCCUAAUGAGGACAUCCGACCUUGGAGAGUUUAUCAGAUAUGGGGCUGACGAUCAACGGCCACGAUUACACCGCUUUAUUUUUGAGUUAUUAAUGACUUUUGAUU
This is a messenger RNA of Dendrobium catenatum, 2294 nucleotides long. RefSeq lists its product as uncharacterized. The transcript is spliced from 2 exons. Lineage: Eukaryota; Viridiplantae; Streptophyta; Magnoliopsida; Asparagales; Orchidaceae. Bases 1084 to 1998 code for a protein of 304 amino acids. The record is from RefSeq and is a predicted model, not a curated record.